GGUCAAAUAAGGUCCAAGGGUGCAAGGCUUUCGUCCACUCUUCUUCCACGUCUUCGACCUCGGUUGAGCCGCAGCGCUUCUGAUCACUGCUCUUCCGCCGAGAGGCGCCCCUCUCUGCACUUCGCACUCUCCUGAAGUCCGGAGCCACAAAGAGUGUACUCCGAGGCGAAACCAGCCAUUGAAGAAGCCAUCUCCCAUGGCUUUCGCGGCAGCGUCGCCGUCUUCGGUGACGAUGCCGGUGCUCUGCUGCACUGCUCGAUCGCCUUCGAAGGCCGCAAGGAAGGUGCCAAAGAAGCAAGCGCGCGCUGUUGGCGACUUCAGCCAUUUGGCUCAGGUGCUUUGCAAGGACGCAGGUUUUAUCAGGAAGCGAUUCAGCGGAGGAGUCCGGUGGUCAAACGAAGCUUUUCGCUUCCCUCAGCUCUUUAAAACACUCGACCACCUUCUUUGGCUUCGGAAUCUCGAAGACCCCAAUGCCCCUCCCUUUUCCCCUCCUGCUUGGCCUCAACCAUUCUAUCCAGAACUCUCUGGAGUGGAUUUGUUCAUGGCUGAUCUCAAGGCCUUGGAGGCAUAUGCUUGUUACUUCUACCAUCUCUCCAAGGCUUGGUCGAGGCCACUUCAGGAGUUCUAUGAUCCAGAGGAAGUGGCUAACUAUUUUGGUUGCAGGCCUCAUUUAGUAGCCCUUCGACUUGUUGAGGUGUUUUCCUCCUUUGCUUUUGCUGCAAUCAAGAUUCGAAUUUGGGGAAUGUGGAAUCUCUAUAGUCCAACUGUUGCUAAGGACAUCAACUGGAAUAUAUCACAAUACAAUUUUGGCAUGGUGCUGAAAGAAACUAUGCUUAGCCUUGGUCCCACUUUUAUCAAAGUUGGUCAGUCUCUUUCGACAAGGCCAGAUAUUACUGGUUCAGAAAUUUCUAAGGCUUUAUCUGAACUGCAUGAUCAGAUCCCUCCUUUUCCCAGGACCAUGGCAAUGAAGAUCAUUGAAGAAGAAUUAGGUUCCCCUGUGGAAACAAUCUUUAGCUACAUUUCUGAGGAACCUGUGGCUUCAGCUUCAUUUGGUCAGGUUUAUCGGGGUACUACUAUUGAUGGUUGUAGUGUUGCUGUGAAAGUUCAGCGUCCUAAUUUGCGUCAUGUGGUUGUCAGGGAUAUUUAUAUUCUUCGCCUUGGGCUUGGUUUAUUGCAAAAGAUAGCAAAGAGAAAAAGCGAUCCUCGCCUCUAUGCGGACGAACUUGGAAAAGGCUUAGUUGGAGAGUUGGACUACACGUUAGAGGCAGCAAAUGCAUCUGAGUUUCGGGAAGUUCACUCCCCUUUUCCAUUUAUUCGUAUUCCAAAAGUCUUUCAUCAUUUAAGCUGUAAAAGAGUGCUCACCAUGGAGUGGAUCGUCGGCAAGAAUCCAAGUGAUUUACUUUUUGUAUCUACAGGAAGUUUUGUAAAUCAUGGCUCUUUGUUAUCAAAAAGCCAGCAACUUGAUGCUAAGGGAUGUCUUCUUGAUCUGGUUAGCAAAGGCGUGGAAGCUUCACUGAUUCAACUGCUUGAAACUGGCUUGCUACAUGCUGAUCCACAUCCUGGAAACUUGCGUUACACAGAUGCAGGGGAAAUAGGGUUUCUGGAUUUUGGUCUUGUCUGUCGAAUGGAAAAGAAACAUCAAUUUGCAAUGCUUGCAUCCAUAGUGCAUAUAGUGAAUGGGGAUUGGGCCUCUCUUGUUCGUGCUUUGUCUGAAAUGGAUGUUGUAAGGCCAGGGACUAAUAUUCGGCGUGUUACCAUGGAACUUGAAGAUGCCUUGGGGGAGGUAGAGUUUAAGGAUGGAAUCCCCGAUGUCAAGUUCAGCAGGGUACUUGGAAAAAUCUGGUCUGUAGCCUUCAAACAUCAUUUCCGCAUGCCUGCAUAUUAUACACUAGUCUUGCGUUCUCUUGCAUCAUUGGAAGGAUUGGCAGUAGCAGCUGAUGAAAAUUUUAAGACAUUUGAAGCUGCAUACCCUUACGUUGUUCGGAAGCUACUUACUGAUAAUUCUGUUGAGUCAAGGAGAAUUCUACAUUCGGCAGUUUUAAACAAAAGGAAGGAAUUCCAGUGGCAAAGGCUUGCUUUAUUCUUAAGAGUGGGUGCAACAAAUAAAGGCUUGCACCAGAUGAUGCUAUCAAAUAAUAAAAUUUCCUUAGAAUCCUCUCCCAAUGGAGCCAGUGGUGUUCUUGAUGUUACAAACUUAAUUUUGAGAAUCUUGCCAUCCAAAGAUGGCGCUGUACUGAGAAGACUCUUAAUGACUGCAGAUGGAACUUCGUUGGUCAAAUCAUUUGUUUCCAAGGAGGGGAUUUUCUUCCGCCAACAGAUUUGCAAGGUUAUUGCUGAUGGAAUAUACCAGUGGGCGAUUGAAACUCUUAGAUGGGCCAUUACCACAAUUCGGUAUGAGUCCCAGCUUAGAUUGGUGAAAGGCCCCUACAUCAGAGAGAUGGGUUCUUCAUCUGCCAUUUAUGCAUAUCGUUCCAUUCUAAGAGAUCGACGGCUUAAAGUGGUUUUCCUCAAGUUAUUUGGCUCUGCAAGGAGAUACCCAUUAUUGAUGCUGAGGUUCUGUUGGACUUCUUUUGUUAUGUUUGUGGCAGCUUCAGCUUUGGCUUGUCGCCGCAUUUUUUCCUCCAUGCAUGAAGCCUUCGUAGGUCCAGUAUCUUUUGCCCCAAAGCAAUUUGUGUUCAGUGGAUGACAUACAUUUUGAGUGGACCAUCCCAGACACGCCCAGAGUGCUGCUGUUUUAUUUUCUCUGUGGCGUAGAUAAAUUCCUGGCAUUUCCUGUACAGUGAAUUUUUGGAAACCAAAGAUGAGGCUCGCGGCUAAUGCCCAGAAAUAAAGCUGUUUUGAUUUGUGUUCUUGGCUGCUGUGGCUCAAUACGACCUCAGGGAUGUGUAUUAAUGUGCCUUUGUAUAUAAAACUAACCCAUGGAUUUUUGGUCGGCUCCCAUCUUCGCUUGCCGACAUUAUUUGUAUUGGCAAAGAGUAGUCAAUUUUGGUACCGCUCUUACCUUGGCCAUUUGCAGAGGAUGCAAGGGCAGCGCAUUGCAUACUGUCAAAACUAUAAAUGUACACAUGUGGUGACAUCACUAUGCGUGGUUACAGUCAUCAUGCUUUUGACAAAUGCUGUCUGUAGUACAUGUUCUAUCAUACUUCAUGGUGUGGUAUAUAAGAGCUUACUUAUGGAGUAUAGAAAUAUGUAUUUGGAUAACUGGGUUGCUUAGGGGUUGGAAGUUGACCAUACAAUUGAUGAAUAUAUUUUCUUCUAUAGUAAUGCAACCAGCAGACUUACAGUUGCUCAUGAAGAAUAUUAUUUGUUUC
Messenger RNA from Malania oleifera, 3311 nucleotides. RefSeq lists its product as uncharacterized. The record is from RefSeq and is a predicted model, not a curated record. The coding region runs from base 197 to 2686 and encodes 829 amino acids. NCBI's taxonomy places the organism in Eukaryota, Viridiplantae, Streptophyta, Magnoliopsida, Santalales, Ximeniaceae. The transcript has 16 exons.